Molecule: messenger RNA, 1971 nt
Organism: Physella acuta
Lineage: Eukaryota; Metazoa; Mollusca; Gastropoda; Physidae
Product: nuclear pore complex protein DDB_G0274915-like
Source: RefSeq, a predicted model, not a curated record
AUGUUAUUGACUGAGACAGCUUUGUUUGGGACAACAUUGACUGGGAAAGCAUUGACUGGGACAGCUUUCGUUGAGACAGCAUUGACUGGGACAGCUUUGUUUGAGACAGCAGUAGCUGGGACAGAUUUGUUUGAGACAGCAUUGACUGGGACAGCUUUGUUUGAGACAGUUUUGUUUGAGACAGAAGUAGCUGGGACAGCUUUGUUUGAGACAGCAGUAGCUGGGACAGAUUUGUUUGAGACAGCAUUGACUGGGACAGCUUUGUUUGAGACAGUUUUGUUUGAGACAGCAGUAGCUGAGACAGCUUUGUUUGAGACAGCAGUAGCUGGGACAGCUUUGUUUGAGACAGCAGUAGCUGGGACAGCUUUGUUUUGGGACAGCAUUGACUGGGACAGCUUUACAGCAGUAGCUGGGACAGAUUUGUUUGAGACAGCAUUGACUGGGACAGCUUUGUUCGGGACAGCAUUGACUGGGACAGCUUUGUUUGAGACAGCAGUAGCUGGGACAGCUUUGUUUGGGACAGCAUUGACUGGGACAACUUUGUUUGAGACAGCAGUAGCUGGGACAGAUUUGUUUGAGACAGCAUUGACUGGGACAGCUUUGUUCGGGACAGCAUUGACUGGGACAGCUUUGUUUGAGACAGCAGUAGCUGGGACAGAUUUGUUUGAGACAGUUUUGUUUGAGACAGCAGUAGCUGGGACAGCUUUGUUUGAGACAGCAGUAGCUGGGACAGAUUUGUUUGAGACAGCAGUAGCUGGGACAGCUUUGUUUGGGACAGCAUUGACUGGGACAGCUUUGUUUGAGACAGCAGUAGCUGGGACAGAUUUGUUUGAGACAGCAUUGACUGGGACAGCUUUGUUUGAGACAGUUUUGUUUGAGACAGCAGUAGCUGGGACAGCUUUGUUAGAGACAGCAGUAGCUGGGACAGCUUUGUUUAGGACAGCAUUGACUGGGACAGCUUUGUUUGAGACAGCAGUAGCUGGGAUAGCUUUGUUUGAGACAGCAGUAGCUGGGACAGAUUUGUUUGAGACAGCAGUAGCUGGGACAGAUUUGUUUGAGACAGCAGUAGCUGGGACAGCUUUGUUUGAGACAGCAGUAGCUGGGACAGAUUUGUUUGAGACAGCAUUGACUGGGACAGCUUUGUUUGAGACAGUUUUGUUUGAGACAGCAGUAGCUGGGACAGCUUUGUUUGAGACAGCAGUAGCUGGGACAGCUUUGUUUGAGACAGCAGUAGCUGGGACAGCUUUGUUUGGGACAGCAUUGACUGGGACAGCUUUGUUUGAGACAGCAGUAGCUGGGACAGAUUUGUUUGAGACAGCAUUGACUGGGACAGCUUUGUUUGAGACAGUUUUGUUUGAGACAGCAGUAGCUGGGACAGCUUUGUUUGAGACAGCAGUAGCUGGGACAGCUUUGUUUGAGACAGCAGUAGCUGGGACAGCUUUGUUUGGGACAGCAUUGACUGGGACAACUUUGUUUGAGACAGCAGUAGGUGGGACAGCUUUGUUUGAGACAGCAGUAGCUGGGACAGCUUUGUUUGAGACAGCAGUAGCUGGGACAGCUUUGUUUGAGACAGCAGUAGCUGGGACAGCUUUUUUUCAGACAGCAGUAGCUGGGACAGCUUUGUUUGGGACAGCAUUGACUGGGACAGCUUUGUUUGAGACAGCAGUAGCUGGGAUAGCUUUGUUUGAGACAGCAGUAGCUGGGACAGCUUUGUUUGGGACAGCAUUGACUGGGACAGCUUUGUUUGAGACAGCAGUAGCUGGGAUAGCUUUGUUUGAGACAGCAGUAGCUGGGACAGCUUUGUUUGGGACAGCAUUGACUGGGACAGCUUUGUUUGAGACAGCAUUGAUUGGGACAGCUUUGUUUGAGACAGCAGUAGCUGGGACAGCUUUGUUUGAGACAGCAUUGACUGGGACAGCUUUGUUUGAGACAGCAUUGACUGGGACAGCCUUUCUGAGACAGCCUUUCUGA